AUGUCUGCUCCCAAGGGUCCCUUCCGUCUUGUCACCGUCAACACUGCGCCUGAGCGCGCCAAGCGCCUCAUCGGCCGCGUUGCGGAGAGCUUGAAGGACCGUUACACUAUCAUCCACGUCGAUAACUGCGACGCAAUCGACCAGGUCGAGGACAAGGUCAAGGAGCACCAGCCCGAUGUUCUGUUCAGUGCCUCCAUGUGGACCGACGAGGAGGCCAAGCAGAUCCACGACAUCGCCCGCUCGAUCGUCCCCAACAUCAAGCUGCACGCUAUCCCUACCGGUCUCCAGGUCGAGCGUGGCCCCGAUGCCAUCGUGGAGUACCUCUGCGAGAAGGUCCCCCCGCUGCUGGACAGCUAG
This is a messenger RNA of Penicillium cataractarum, 357 nucleotides long. RefSeq lists its product as uncharacterized. The record is from RefSeq and is a predicted model, not a curated record. NCBI's taxonomy places the organism in Eukaryota, Fungi, Ascomycota, Eurotiomycetes, Eurotiales, Aspergillaceae. The coding region runs from base 1 to 357 and encodes 118 amino acids. The transcript has 3 exons.